CGUCACAACAAAGGCGAUGCGAGCUGGCGAGAGCGCACAAAACGCUCAGUUGCAUAAGCGUCCUGAGACGAGAGCGGAUGUGGCCAAUGCGCCUGUGCGCUUCCCAGGCGUAACCAUGACACGUCCGCCCCUUCCUGCCCUCUCCGCCCGAACGGAGCCUAACCGGCGGUUCCCAGGCAGCGCUUAUCCGCUCCUGGCAGGGCACCCCAAUGUCUUGGCCCUGCCUUAUCCCUGGCUUUCACUUCCGGAACUCGGCUGCGACGACAGCUCCGGCAAUUGCAGGCCGAACUCGAACUCGAGCGGCUGGACCACCACACUCCACCGCUUCGCACCGCUCCGCACCACACUGCACCACCACACCAUAGCACAGCAAACACCCCGAAUCUACCAGCAACCACCGACACCAGCAGCCCCAUCCAAAAACAGUCCCAUUCCUUCAGUUCGCGUUGGCGGUAGCCGCCAGCCGCUGCUGCGAUUGCAAAUCAGAAUCGGUAUCAGAAUCGGACGGCAUCCGGAUGCUGCAGUCAGUGCUCCGGGGCAACUGACUGGCAAUGGAAUUCGACGGAGUGCUCGGCACCGAUUAUUCCGCCAGAUGCGAGAGACGGCAGCCACCAGCGCCUAGUUGCCAGCCAUGAUUGUGAUGAGCAUCUGGUGCAGCAGCCUCAGCCUGAGCAGCCGCAGCCUGGCCAUCGCCCUGGUGAUCUGCGUGACUCUGGUCUACUUCUCCUACAGCUUCAAUGCCUGCCUCCUGGCCAGCAUCAGUCGCAGCCUGCAGCAGAGCAACUUACGCAACCUACUGGCGCUGACCUCCUCGCCCCGCAACGAGAGCACUAACGCCGCCAACAACAGCAGCAGCAGCAGCAGAAGCAGCAGGAACAGCUCCUCCACCACCGGUGCACCACCAGCGCAGACGGUGACCAGCAGCCUGGAUGGAGCGCCCAAGUAUCAGCUGCUCCGGCAGCAGGGCCUCCGACCAUCGCGCCACCUGCCCGACACGCUCAUCAUUGGCGUGAAGAAGAGCGGUACGCGGGCGCUGCUCGAGUUCAUCCGCCUGCAUCCGGAUGUCCGGGCCGCCGGCUCGGAGGUGCACUUCUUCGACAGGCACUACCAGCGGGGACUGCGCUGGUACCGCCACCACAUGCCGUACACCAUCGAGGGCCAGAUCACCAUGGAGAAGACGCCCAGCUACUUUGUCACCAAGGAGGUGCCGCAGCGCGUCUACCACAUGAAUCCGGCAACAAAAUUGCUGAUUGUGGUGCGGGAUCCGGUGACGCGAGCCAUCUCCGACUACACGCAGGCGGCGAGCAAGAAGGCGGACAUGAAGCUCUUCGAGCAGCUGGCCUUCGUCAAUGGGAGCUACUCGGUGGUGGACACCAACUGGGGGCCGGUGAAGAUCGGCGUCUAUGCCCGCUACCUGGAGCGCUGGCUGCUCUACUUUCCGCUCUCGCAGCUGCUCUUUAUCAGCGGCGAGCGUCUGAUCAUGGAUCCCGCCUACGAGAUUGGACGCGUCCAGGACUUUCUCGGCCUGAAGCGCGUGGUCACCGAGAAGCACUUCUACUUCAAUGCCACCAAGGGCUUCCCCUGCCUCUUCAAGUCGGAGGCCCGCUCCACGCCCCACUGUCUGGGUAAGACCAAGGGUCGCAACCAUCCGCACAUUGAUCCCGGUGCCAUCGAGCGACUCCGGGAGUUCUAUCGGCCCUUCAACAACAAGUUCUACCAGCUGACGGGCAUCAACUUCGCCUGGCCAUAGGAUCCUCACGGCUGGACGUGAAAUGAAUGGAGUUUGUGAAAUUGAGAUAUUGAGAUAUUGUUGUUGCUGGCCAGGCAACGGACUGAUAUUGUUGAUUGCAUUUUUGAUACAUAUAAUUGUACUUACAUAUAUAUAUAUAUAUAUAUAUAGAAUAUACACACACAUAAAAUUAGUGCUCAAUUAAUUGUAGCUUUAUCAGGAGACAAAUUCAACAAAGUGCGCCCCUUUGAAAAGUCCGCACUCAAACAAUACGGUUCCUCACUCCACAUUACUCAUUCCUCAUUGCUCAUUCAAAUGAAACUCACUCAACUCACUUUUCCCACUAUACUCGAGUAUCAAGCAGUUGGAGAUGGACAUGGUUCUCCCGCCCACUGGGCACACCCAUUGCUAUGUACUACCAGAUUACCAAAUAUACCUAAGAUCAUUAUGUGCAUUUAUAUACAAGAAUAGUGAAAUAAUAGAGCUUACUACGAAAUUCCUACAGUCUCCUAAACAAACAUAUACAAUAUUGUAUGAAUAGUUCCAAGAAUUUCAAUUGCAUGACUCAACCAAUACGAUUGCGCUUAGCCAAUUUCAAUUAAAACACAACCUAAAUAAAUCGACCUUAAAUCUAGUCAACCGAACCGAAA
Molecule: messenger RNA, 2379 nt
Organism: Drosophila yakuba
Lineage: Eukaryota; Metazoa; Arthropoda; Insecta; Diptera; Drosophilidae
Gene: Hs3st-B
Product: heparan sulfate glucosamine 3-O-sulfotransferase 2
Exons: 4
Molecular function (GO): [heparan sulfate]-glucosamine 3-sulfotransferase activity
Source: RefSeq, a predicted model, not a curated record